Penicillium bovifimosum is the source of this 816-nucleotide messenger RNA. RefSeq names its product YoaK family protein. Bases 1 to 816 code for a protein of 271 amino acids. Lineage: Eukaryota; Fungi; Ascomycota; Eurotiomycetes; Eurotiales; Aspergillaceae. The record is from RefSeq and is a predicted model, not a curated record. The transcript has 2 exons.
AUGGAGAAGCAAACAGAGACUCCCGUUGUACCCGAUCUCGAGGCCUCCCCAGACGCUCCCGACGCCCAAAAGACCACCGUCACCCAACGAUGGAAGCAGAAUCUGACAACCACGCACGCAGACCUAGUCUGUCUGCUCCUCUGCUUCCUCACAGGCCUAUGUGAUAGCAGCGCAUACAAUGCCUGGUCCUGUUUCCUCGGCAUGCAAACCGGAAACACCAUCUUCCUCGGUCUCGGUGCCUCCAACCAACCCAACAACAAGCCAUUCGGCUGGCUGAAGUCGCUGGUCUCGAUCCUGGCCUUCUUCUUCGGCGCGAUGAUCUUCUCGAUCGCAAUGCGCGCUGUCGGCGCCGUCCGUCGCGGAACACUCUUCGUCUCCUUCCUCGUGCAGACUUUGCUCAUUAUCAUCGCUGUGGCGCUGAUCGAGGCCGAUCUCAUCCCUCACACUUCUGAUGACGCGAAGCUGGACGGCGGUCCGCUCUUCCUUGAGUUGAUCCCGAUCGCGUUGCUGGCUUUCCAAUCUGCGGGUGGAAUGACUUGCAGUCGUUCGCUGGGAUACAAUGAGAUUCCGACGGUGGUCUUGACUAGUGUUUACUUUGACAUCGCGUCGGAUCCGAAGAUCACGGACAAGCCGACGGGCAAUGUCAAGCGCAAUCGUCGUGUGGGCGGCGUUGUGGCUCUGCUGAUCGGUGCGAUUGUUGGUGGUUGGCUGAGUAAGAGCAGUGGUGGUAUGGAGUCUGCUCUGUGGAUGGCUGCUGGCAUCAAGCUUGUUGCUGCGUUCGGGUGGUUGUUCUGGAAGGCUGCGCCUGCGAAAUAG